UUUCUUUUGCCACACACAAAAGCCUCUAAGAAUAUGGAUAGUAGAAUGCUGUGCCUUGCAGUGGUUUCCCUUCUUCUAUCUGUGUUCUUGGAUGCAGCCAUGGCCCAAGCUCAGGGCAAUGCCACUCGAAAGAAGUAUCCGUACGAUGCAGCUUCGACUCACUAUAGCGUGCUCUCCCCGAUGCCAGGGACCGGGCAGGAACGCGUCUUCUGUGAAGCCAGGGGGGCCUGCAACUACAAGACUCUCACCUGCCCAACUCAGUGCCCUCAGAGGAAACCUAAGAAGAACAAGAAACAGAGAGGCUGCUUUGUAGAUUGCAGCAGUGUUUGUGAAGUUACCUGCAAAUGGAGGAGGCCUAGGUGCACUGGCUACGGUGCAUUGUGCUACGACCCCCGGUUUGUGGGUGGCGAUGGGGUGAUGUUCUACUUCCACGGGGCGAAAGGGGGGGACUUCGCGAUAGUCUCAGACGACAACCUGCACAUCAAUGCACAUUUCAUAGGGACUAGGCCACGGGAGAGGACUCGCGACUUCACAUGGGUUCAGGCUCUAGCAGUGAUGUUCGACACCCACACUCUAGUCCUAGCAGCCAAGAGAGUCUCAAACUGGGAUGACAAUGUGGACUCCCUAACUGUGAAGUGGGAUGGGGAGACUAUAAAUGUCCCCACAGAAGGAGAGGCAGAAUGGAGAGUGAGCACAGGAGACAGAGAAGUGGUGAUAGAGAGAACAGAUGAUGUGAACACAGUGAAAAUGACAGUUUCUGGGCUGCUGGAAUUGGCUGUCAAAGUUGUGCCUAUAGGAGAAGAGGAGAACAGAGUUCACAACUACCAAAUCCCUGCAGGGAACGCUUUCGCUCACCUGGAAACACAGUUCAAGUUCUUCGGUCUAUCAGACCUCGUCGAGGGAGUUCUGGGGAAAACUUACCAGCCUGCAUAUGUUAGCCCUGUCAAGAGAGGUGUCCCUAUGCCUAUGAUGGGUGGGGAAGACAAAUACAGAACAUCAUCCCUCUACUCACCUCUCUGCAAAUUUUGCAGGUUCCAGAGACCCUCUGGGAGGGCUGCCACAAUGUAAUCAUCAUAAUAAUGUCAAUUAACCAAUAAAUGUAACAGGUUUCAAACACUUGUUUUAACCUUUUAAGUAUAUAUAUGUAUGCAUUUCUUGUCAAUGGAUUUAAAUUAUCUGUA
Molecule: messenger RNA, 1181 nt
Organism: Ipomoea triloba (trilobed morning glory)
Lineage: Eukaryota; Viridiplantae; Streptophyta; Magnoliopsida; Solanales; Convolvulaceae
Exons: 2
Coding region: 34-1068 (344 amino acids)
Source: RefSeq, a predicted model, not a curated record